AUGGAAAUCUCAAAGAAACCAAGACGAGUAUCACCUCUGUGGCAAACCUCCCCCUCAGACCUCGACCCCAUCUCCGAAUGGCGCGCCUGGCAAGCCCUCUCCGUCUACUUCGCCGUGCUCCUCAACCGCCAGAUCCGACGAAGAUGGGAGCUUGAGAACGAAUGUCUUGCAAGCCGCCCACUCUCGCACCGUCUGGCGAAGGUUUCCAUGCCAAUCAUAUUCCUUGAACCAGUCCCAACCCUGCACAGGCCCUGCACAGCUCCGACAAGCAACGCAAGAGCCAAAUACGAUCCAUAUAAUGCCCCCGCCCUGGAGGCCUUGAAGACAAAAGCGCGGCUCCUGCGCGCCCGCCUCGAAAAGUGCAAGGAGCUCGCCUCCGAGAUCGAGCGCCGCAUGCUGGACCCUCGCGUCCCGUUCCCGACGCACUUCUGCCAUACCUGCGUCGUGGAUGGGGACGUUGCGGAUAUCCUGCUCACGAAAUGCGGGCACCGUGUGUGCCACACCUGUCUCUCCUUUGGGCUGGAUGAGAAUGGAGCCUACGAGUGUAGUAUUUGUAUUGCGCCGGCGCAGUUCGUGGCCAGAUCGCCGCUUACGCGGCAGCGGUCGUCGUCGGAGCAUAUCUCGAAUGCCUCGAGGAGGCUUUUGCCGUCUGCGAAGAGGGCGUCUGUGCUGGUGGCACCGGUUGUUAGGCAGCGUUGA
Penicillium chermesinum is the source of this 699-nucleotide messenger RNA. RefSeq lists its product as uncharacterized. The transcript has a single exon. NCBI's taxonomy places the organism in Eukaryota, Fungi, Ascomycota, Eurotiomycetes, Eurotiales, Aspergillaceae. Bases 1 to 699 code for a protein of 232 amino acids. The record is from RefSeq and is a predicted model, not a curated record.